Lactuca saligna is the source of this 2845-nucleotide messenger RNA. The record is from the annotation of a GenBank genome assembly. Lineage: Eukaryota; Viridiplantae; Streptophyta; Magnoliopsida; Asterales; Asteraceae.
AUGGAUCAAGGAGGACGUGCGUUUGUGUCGGCGUUGAGUGUCGGAAUAGGAAUCGGAGUUGGGCUUGGUGUCGGGAGAACGGUCAACCGUUUGACCGCCGGUAAUGAUUCAUCGACAAAUGCUCUGACGCCACAAAUAAUGGAGCGUGAGAUGCUUGGUUUGAUCAUGGAUGGAAAAGAUAGCAAAGUCACUUUCUAUGAAUUUCCAUAUUAUCUCAGUGAGCAAACAAGGGUCUUACUUACAAGUGCUGCCUGUUUUUAUUUAAAGAACAUCGAUUUUUCUAAGCACACAAGGAACCUUGCUCCCGCAAGUCGAACUAUAUUGUUAUCUGGGCCUGCUGAACUUUAUCAACAAAUGCUUGCCAAAGCUUUGGCUCAUUACUUUGAAGCCAAACUGCUAUUGCUGGAUGUUACGGAUUUCUCACUAAAGCUUCAAAGCAAAUACGGGCCUUCUUCUAAACCAAACUCGUUGAAAAGGUCUAUAUCAGAAACGACUUUGGCACGAAUGUCUGGGUUAUUUGAAGGAUUAUCUGUGAUUCAACCCAAACCAGAAAGAAAAGGGGGUUUACGUAGACAAAGCAGUGUAGCUGAUUUAGGAUCAAGAGGGGCUGAACCUCUCCAGAAUCCAACAAACCUUCGGAGAAAUGCGUCUACUGCAGCUAAUAUGGAUCAGUUUGCUUCAAACAAUGCUCCAGUUAAUCCAGCUCCACUUAGGCGCACAAGCAGCUGGUCUUUCGAUGAGAAGUUAUUUUUGCAAACCCUAUACAAGGUUCUCACUUUCACAUCAAACAACAGUCCAAUCGUGUUAUACCUUCGAGACGUUGAAAAAUUCCUAGGAAAAUCUCAAAGAGUAUACAUCCUCUUCCAAAAAAUGUUAAAAAAAAUAUCAGGACCAAUACUAAUCAUCGGUUCACAAGUCGUUGACCACGAUCAAGACUUCAGUGUAGUAGACGAGCGUAUCACUGCCGUGUUCCCCUACACCAUCGAUAUCAAACCACCAGAAGAAGAAAACCAUCUAGUCAACUGGAGGAACCAAUUGCAAGAAGACAUGAAGAUGAUUCAAUUUCAAGAUAACCGAAAUCAUAUUAGUGAAGUGCUUGCAGCUAAUGAUCUUGAAUGUGAUGAUCUUAAUGCUAUUUGUGUUGCGGACACGAUUGUUAUUAGCAAAUAUAUCGAAGAAAUUGUGGUAUCGGCGAUCUCUCAUCAUUUAAUGAAUACUAAUAAUCCUCAUUACCGAAACGGAAAAUUAGUUAUUUGUGCUGAGAGUUUGUCGAGUGGUUUGAGUCUAUUCAACGAAGGUCGAUCUGUGAAGACGGGCCCACCACAGAAUGCAACCGGCACAACAUCAGAAACAAAACCCGCACCCGCAGCUGCAGCUGCAGCUGCUGCUGCCGCAGCAGAAGCGGCGGCUCCUACGACCGCUGAUGAUGCUGCUGCCGCCACUGCUCCACCACCAGUAAAAGCUCCGGAAGUACCUCCAGACAACGAAUUCGAGAAGCGAAUAAGACCCGAGGUGAUUCCGGCGAAUGAAAUCGGCGUAACAUUCGCCGACAUCGGCGCCCUAAGCGAAAUCAAGGAAUCACUCCAAGAACUGGUAAUGCUCCCACUCCGCCGCCCGGACUUAUUCAUCGGCGGCCUUCUAAAACCUUGCCGGGGAAUCCUCCUAUUCGGACCUCCGGGAACCGGAAAAACCAUGCUAGCGAAGGCCAUUGCCAGCGAGGCAGGCGCGAGUUUUAUAAAUGUGUCGAUGUCUACGAUUACCUCAAAGUGGUUCGGAGAAGAUGAGAAAAAUGUGAGAGCUUUGUUUACGCUUGCAGCUAAGGUGUCGCCGACGAUUAUAUUUGUCGAUGAGGUGGAUAGUAUGUUGGGUCAAAGGUCAAAAGGUGGAGAACAUGAAGCUAUGAGGAAGAUUAAGAAUGAGUUUAUGACUCAUUGGGAUGGGUUGUUGUCGAAAUCGGGUGAGAGGAUUCUUGUUCUUGCUGCUACUAAUCGGCCUUUUGAUCUUGAUGAAGCAAUUAUUAGGCGUUUCGAAAGAAGGAUCAUGGUUGGUCUACCAUCUGUGGAACAGAGAGAAACUAUCUUUAAAACCCUUUUAUCGAAAGAACAGAUCGUAGAAGGAUUGGACUUCAGAGAGAUUGCCAAUAUGACCGAAGGAUUUACCGGAAGUGAUCUCAAGAACUUGUGUACAACUGCGGCUUAUCGACCAGUUCGAGAGUUGAUUCAGCAAGAGAGACAAAAGGAUCUUGAGAAAAAAAAGAAAGCUGAGAGUGGUGACACCUCAGAAAGCCCAAAAAGGGUAAUUACUAUUAGGCCACUCAACAUGAAAGACUUCAGGGAAGCAAAAACCCAGGUGGCGGCUAGUUUUGCAGCUGAGGGGUCAAUAAUGACCGAGCUGAAGCAAUGGAAUGAUCAAUAUGGGGAGGGAGGUUCAAGGAAACAAAGUACGCAGCAUUUGACUUAUUUCCUGUAAGGUUGUUUCAUCACCUCAUUCUUUAGUUUAAACAAACUACCUAAUUACUUGAACCCUUCUUAAAUACAAAAAAAGAAGGUUAACAAUUAAUUAAACUGUAUAUAUACUGUACACAACACCCUCUUUGAAGGGAACCCGUGUUGUUGUAGAAUGUAUUAUUAUUUAAUUUUUCUUGUGUUCGUUACACAAAAUCACAAAAUGUAACACUUGUAAACCGAUAUAUGGUUUUUCCUUGUAACUGUAUCAUAAAUAAAUACAGUUUCUUUCCUACUCUUCUUCUCAUUUCAUGUCUUAUUUGUUUAAUGGGAUUAGUUUCCUUUUUUCGCAUUUUUGAGUGGAGCAAAAGUAAUGCAAUUUUUUUUUUCUUAUAAAGAGG